Acanthamoeba castellanii str. Neff is the source of this 549-nucleotide messenger RNA. RefSeq names its product cystathionine betalyase, putative. NCBI's taxonomy places the organism in Eukaryota, Discosea, Longamoebia, Acanthamoebidae. The transcript has 6 exons. Gene Ontology annotation, molecular function: carbon-sulfur lyase activity; pyridoxal phosphate binding. Gene Ontology annotation, biological process: transsulfuration. The record is from RefSeq and is a predicted model, not a curated record. Gene Ontology annotation, cellular component: cytoplasm. Bases 1 to 549 code for a protein of 182 amino acids.
AUGGAAGCUGCUCAAGGACCGAGCCCUGCGACGAGGGCCGAGGUGCUGAAUGCCCGGCUGACCGCUCACGGGGCGGAGGUGGCCGAUGACGAUGCGGGCGACCACCAUCUUCGCGUCACGCGCUACACUGGCGUCAACCCGCCCAUCGCGCUCACCACCAACUACCACUGGCCCACGCGGCAAGACGAAAUGGAGGGAAACUACUUCUACUACUCGCGGUCGGACAACCCCAACUACCUCCUCCUCGAGAAGGAGCUCACCCGACUUCACCACGGCUCCUCGGCGGUGGUGUUCGCCACGGGCAUGGCCGCCAUCUCGGCCGUCCUCCUCUCCCUGGUGCGGAAAGACAAGGCGGUGGUGCGCGCGAACGAGAUCUACAACGACGUGCCGCGGCUCCUGCAGGAGAUGACCGAAAUGAGCGGCACCGAAGUCAUAACUGUCGACAUAUGCGACACAGAAGCGGUCAUCAAGAGCGUGGAACAGGAGAACGUGCGGGUGCUGUAUUUCGAGUCGGCUUCCAACUGGGUCCAGUCAGGUUGGGGAGCAUGA